UUAACAACAAUGUUAAUUUUAGACAAAAAAAGAGUUUUCUCCAUAACAUUUUGAAAUUAUGGCAAGUAUUUAUCAUGUUGAUGAGAUAGAGGUCUCAGAAACUCAUGUAUCAAAAAUAUGAUACAAAGGGCAUUGUAGGGUUAAGGAAAUAGAAGCGAUGUAGCAGAAUAAGCCAAGAGAAGGCAGUAGUAUAACUGUGUUGAAUGCAAGCUGCCGUUAAAAACGAAAGAAGAAGACGACACCGGAAACUACCGAAUCUGCUACUACCAGACCUUCAUGUGUUGCUAGCUCUUCUUCUACCUCCGUCAUGGCGCCCACUUUAGGCUUUUUUCCUGCCGUCACGUUGGUGGUGCUGUCCGGUUUUCCCGCCGCGGUGUCCUCGCGAAGGGACGUGCUCGAGCUCGGGGACGCGGAUUUCGACUACCUGGCAACAGAGCACGAGACCAUGCUGGUGAAAUUCUACGCUCCUUGGUGUGGUCAUUGUAAGAAAUUGGCUCCAGAGUUUGAGAAAGCAGCUAGUCGACUGAAAGGAAGUGUUCAAUUAGCAAAGGUGGACUGUACAGCAAACUCUGAGACGUGCAGUCGUUUUGGGGUCUCAGGUUAUCCCACCUUGAGAAUUUUUAGGUACGGCAAAGAUUCCGCCCCCUAUGAUGGUCCUCGUACUGCUGAGGGGAUCUACGAGACCAUGAGGAGGCAGACUGGUCCAGACUCGAUGCACCUGAAGACCAAAGAUGAUCUGAAGGCCUUUGUCAAUAACCAUGACGCCAGCAUUGUAGGUGUGUUCUCAGGUACGGACAGCCCCCGUCUGGCUGAGUUCCUGAAGGCAGCCACUCUACUCAGAGAACAGUUCCGUUUUGCUCACAGCACCAACCUGCAGCUCGCCGAAGAGCAUGGGGCCGACUCAGAAUGUGUGCUGCUGUUCAGACCUCCCAGACUCACCAAUGCUUUUGAGGACAGUGUUGUCAUCUUCAGAGACUACCUGACCAUCGGCUCACUGCGGCGCUUCAUCAGAGAUCACAUCUACGGUCUGUGUCCUCACAUGACAAUAGAGAACAGAGACCGUCUGAGAGUCCGGGACCUGCUGACAGCGUACUACGAUCUUGACUACCAUCACAACCUCCCCGGCUCCAACUACUGGAGGAACAGGGUAAUGAAGGUGGCGUCUAAGUAUGUUGGGCGGGGUCUAACCUUCUCUGUAGCCAAUAAGAAGGACUUCCUGUUGGAGCUGGAGGAAGACUUUGGUAUGGGGACGUCAGAUGGAGGGGAGCUGCCCUUUAUCACCAUCCGGACCCGAUUGGGUCACAAGUACACCAUGAGGGAGGAGUUCACGAGGGAUGGUGCGUCUCUGCAGAGGUUCCUGGAAGAUUACUUUGCAGGUCGACUCAAACGUUACAUCAAAUCAGAACCGAUACCUGAAAAGAACUCUGGGGCUGUCAAAGUGGUGGUAGCAGAGUCCUUUGAUCAGGUGGUGAACGACCCGGAUAAAGGUGUUCUGAUCCAGUUUUUUUCUCCGUCGUGUCCUCACUGUAAGAAGCUGGAGCCGGUCUAUGGAGAGCUCGCUGACACGCUGCGCUCUGACCCUAAAAUCGUCAUUGCCAAGAUGAACGCCGUGGCCAAUGACGUGCCUCUGGGUUACGACGUCCAAGGGUUUCCCACCAUCUACUUUGCUCCAGUAGGGAGGAAGGACGAACCCGUCAGAUACCAGGGCACCCGCGAGCUCAAAGACUUCCUCCGGUUUCUCAAGCGAGAGGCGAGUCACAGCUUGAUGUUGAGUGGCUUCAAAGAUGAACUCUGACACUCCCAACAGCGAGGAGGAGAGCCUGAAUCUGGACCUCCAGUACUGGACAUUACAACAGGACAGUGGUUGCAUCAAAUGAAAUCGCUCAAUCAUCCCUGAAACACACCGCUGUUAAUCAUGCCAUUGUCAUCCUCAUUAUUUAUUUAUUUAUUUGUUAACUUUAUUCGUCCUCCUUUGGUGCACAAGCAGGGUACAGGUGUUCUUCUGGGUUUUUUUGGACAAUAAAGUUUUGUAUGAAUUUCA
Oreochromis aureus is the source of this 2041-nucleotide messenger RNA. It is a transcript of the gene pdia8, whose product is annotated as protein disulfide isomerase family A, member 8. Gene Ontology annotation, cellular component: cell surface; endoplasmic reticulum. Gene Ontology annotation, biological process: response to endoplasmic reticulum stress; protein folding. NCBI's taxonomy places the organism in Eukaryota, Metazoa, Chordata, Actinopteri, Cichliformes, Cichlidae. Gene Ontology annotation, molecular function: protein disulfide isomerase activity. The record is from RefSeq and is a predicted model, not a curated record. The coding region runs from base 308 to 1795 and encodes 495 amino acids. The transcript has 14 exons.